This is a messenger RNA of Triplophysa rosa, 4976 nucleotides long. It is a transcript of the gene patz1, whose product is annotated as POZ/BTB and AT hook containing zinc finger 1. The coding region runs from base 525 to 2777 and encodes 750 amino acids. The transcript is spliced from 6 exons. The record is from RefSeq and is a predicted model, not a curated record. Gene Ontology annotation, biological process: negative regulation of transcription by RNA polymerase II; regulation of cytokine production; regulation of immune system process. Gene Ontology annotation, molecular function: protein binding. NCBI's taxonomy places the organism in Eukaryota, Metazoa, Chordata, Actinopteri, Cypriniformes, Nemacheilidae.
UCACUUCUGGAUUUAUUUCUUGUUUGCGUGAAUUUCUUUCCCUUGGAAAAAAAGUCAGUGUGGUUACAGUGUCCAAUAGAAAGAGAGAGAGAGUCUACUGUCAUGUAUUCAGCGUGUGUGUGUGCAUUUGGGGGAGGGGGCUUGGCUCACUGGAAAACAAGGAUGUGAAAUUUGUAACGCGAGAAAAAGGAAGACGACCACCAUUCAAUAACCAAACUCGAAAGAUAAAUAUCUCAUUUUCCUUAUAUGCGACAUCGUUCGACUUGAAUGAAUCUUUUACACUGGAAUAAAAUAUUAAAUACGCACGACACCCCCUCCCUUCAACCAAAGGUCAAAGUUCACAGGAAGCUGGGGGCUGCCAUUUUUCCCCCUGCUAACAUGUUAGAUGCUAAAAAGGCGAGGAGUGGUGGUCGUCACUAAGCGUUUCUGUUUAUUCUCUCCCCGUCACGGGUGUUCGCUAUCCGUUUGCCUUCGUCUACCUCUUCCGUCGCAUGCGUUAGGCUCGGUUGUUGAAUGAAGACGGCAUGGAGAGGACCGAUCAGCCGUGGAGUUCCUCCUACACGUACCAGGUGAGCAAACACAGCGCCGAGAUGCUACACAACCUCAACACUCAGAGAAAAGAUGGUGGCAGGUUUUGCGAUGUUAUCUUACGCGUCGGAGAGGAAAGCUUCGCGGCCCACAAAGCGGUGUUGGCGGCGUGCAGCGAGUAUUUCGAGUCGGUGUUCAGCUGUCAGGCAGUGGACGGCGGCGAAGGCAAGGAGCUGGAGAUGCACACGAUUAGCCCGAAAGUUUUUCGAGACAUCCUGGACUUCGCGUACACCUCCAAGAUCGUGGUGCGCCUGGAGUGUUUUCCGGAGCUGAUGACAGCGGCGAAGUUUCUGUUAAUGCGAUCUGUCGUCGAGAUCUGUCAGGAGGUUAUUAAACAAUCCAACGUACAUAUCCUCGUGCCUCCUUCCCGGGGAGGCGAGCACAGCAUGUUUAGGAGCCCCGGGGCCGCGGAGCAGCUGUCACACCCCGUGGACAUGUCAAACGGGAGCGUGUCCAACGGCGCUGUGUUUACCAACAAUAAUGACAACGACGGUGCCGAUCCGACACGAGCAAAUAACAGCUCGCAGCCGGCGGUUCCAGAAGCGGCUGAUCGUUUACCAGUGUCUCCAUUAGAGUUUCCCAGGAACCACCUAAACUCCGAGGGAUCCCCGGGAUCGAAACGAGGCAGAGGAAGACCCAAAAAAGAGUCCGCGUCGGAGUCGAUCACAUACAACAGCACUGCUCAUAAUGAAAAUAAUCAUCUUUUCUCGUGUGGAGUUUGUGGCAAGGUCUUUCCCGACGAGGUCCAGUUAAGAAACCACGAAACGCAGCACGGGACGUUUUCCGGUGGCGUGAGCACCGGCGUGGACCUCGUCGCCGUGGACGGUCCGACGUUGAUCUCUCAAUCGCAAGCGAGGUUUCAGCAAAACGGGCUCCCGGCGGAUAACCGCAAGCGCGAGAGGACGAGACGGCACGUAGCGUGUGACCUGUGCGGAAAGGUUUUCCGGGACGUGUAUCACCUGAAUCGACACAAGCUGUCACAUUCGGGCGAAAAACCGUACGCUUGUCCGGUGUGCGGGCUGCGUUUCAAACGUAAGGAUAGGAUGUCUUACCACGUGCGAUCUCACGACGGGUCGGUGGGUAAACCGUAUGUGUGUCAAAGCUGCGGUAAAGGUUUCUCACGGCCAGACCAUCUGAAUGGACAUAUUAAACAGGUGCACACCACAGAGAGACCCCAUAAAUGUCAGAUUUGCAACGCAUCCUUUGCAACACGAGAUCGACUGAGAUCCCAUCUGGCGUGCCACGAAGAUAAGAUACCUUGUCAAGUGUGUGGGAAAUUCCUCCGGGCAGCCUACAUGACUGACCACUUGAAAAAACACAGUGAAGGACCUCACAACUAUUGUGGAAUAUGCAACAAAGGUUUUUCAACCGCCUCCUACUUAAAGGUGCACGUAAAAACGCACCACAGCUCGUCCGUGCUCCCUUCCUCUGCAGCUCAUCAGUUCCCUGAGCCGCGCACCAACAGACCGCUGAUGCACAACGGUGCCCCCUACCACUCAGGACGCCCGUGCUCAGUGGAAGACCUUUGCACCAGUCGCCGGCUCUUGGUUACGUUUCCCGAGACAGAGGGGUCAUUUCGGGGGAUAUCUGGGCCGGUUCUGCCCCAGCCUGUCCCUCCUGCUCUGAGCCUCCAGCCUGAGCUGCUCUUGGGCAAACCAGGUCCAACUCCUUAUUUCUGGGAGUGCCGCUCUUCUGGAGCACCAGGGUUUCCACUUCACGGGCCUCUUACAGACGGGCAGGAGAAUGCUGGGAAAUGCCCCCACCAGGACUCUGAUGGUUCAGACGCAGUUUUCGGCGACCUCCCCAACGGAACCGAUCUCAAGCCUGAACAAAAACCCGCAGGAGAAGACCUGGAAGUCAAGUCGUUCAUCUUCAACGGACAGUCUGACGACGCGGUGACAACUCCAGGAGGAUCCAAACUAAAAACGGACCCGGAAAAGAAGUUUGCUUGCGCCGAGUGUGGACAGACCUUCCGUACAAAGUCUUACCUCAACAAGCACCAUCAUCGGGUGCACAAGAAACGUGCAGCGGCCGGAUCCAAUCUUGGUAAUCUAGGCUCACCCUUUUCACCCCAACAGAACAUGUCACUUCUUGAAUCCUUUGGCUUUCAGAUCGUCCAGUCAGCCUUUGCUUCAUCUCUGGUGGACUCUGAGAUGGGCGGCAGUGGAAUAGAUUUAGGGGACAAAUGACCCCUUUAGGAGAGACUUUUGUUUUAACCCUGCGCUUACUGGACAACCAAACAUGUGAUAACUGCAAGUUUAGUCUGUUGUCUUAUACUUCUUGAUGCCAUUUGUAGACUUCUUUGUCUGCAUUUUCUAUUAUUAUUAUUGUAAUGUUUGUUAAUGUUUUGACCAUCAUGGAUGCCAUUUUUAUUCCAUGCUGGUAUGAAGCAGCUAAUCUACCCCCCUACUUUUGACAAAUUUCAUAGGUUAACCCUAAACUUGUUCAGAAUACCGUUUCAUACUCUCACAGUUAAAAUCCCAAACACGCAUGUGCAAAUUUGAGACCCACAUUUCUGAGGAUACUGUCUGCAUACCCGGCUCCAUAUACUGUACAGAAGCAACUAUAUGUAAACCCUCAAAACAUUGCUCUGUUUGUUUGAGCAUCCGACCACCACAACACAGCGAGAACCAAGAGGGAGAUUUUGUGUUGGAAUCUGUUUAUUCAGCCAAUGGAAGACAAGGGGGAGCAAUCCAUUAAAAAAAAAACGUUUUGAAUUUCCAUUUUUUGGCUAAAAUGAUCCACCUCGGAUUUUUCCAAGUAUUUAAAUCUUGAUUAUAAAUGUUUUUAAAACGUCAGUCCAAAUAGUGGCUGUUAAAUCAGUAAUGUGGUUUGUUUCUUGUUUUGAUGUUAUUGAUAGUUCUGAGUUGUUUCGGGUCACAAAAAGUGUCGUUUUAAUAAUGUCCAACAGGGACCAAUUUCAGGUUUCACUGUAAGAUAUAGCAAGAAGCAAAGAAUAUAUUUUAUUAACUUAUUGAUACUGGUGUCCGACUUUCCUUCACAAAAAGGUAUAUAUUGUUUUUUUGUUUGUUUAAAGCAGCGACAUGCUAUUUUCUUCUUGAAUCGUGCACCUGACUCAAGGACAGUGUGAGAGAUUCAGUGUGUACAUGAGAGCAAGGACGUGUGUGUGCGCGUGAAUAUAGAUGUGUGUGCGCUUAUGGUCUCUCCAAUGUCCUUUUAUCUCUAGAAUGUAAUAUAAACAGAGGGCUUUGUAAUCUUUUUUAAUAUAUCAGAGUUUUUUAAAAGGUUCAUUACAUUCCUUCUUAACUUAAAGUCUUGUCACUCAUAUAUGCAUUCAUAUAUAUAAAACAAAUUUGUAUAUCUAUGGCCAAUUAUGUUAUGGGGAUCCUUGUGUAUAUAUAUUUUUUGCUUCUGCCUGGUGAAUGAUUGGAGGAAUAUGAUUUGUUUAAAAAAAUGUUUUAAGUUGAUACAGAUAAAUCCAUAUUUCUGUUGUUUUUGAUGUAAUAUUAUGCAAGUAUUUGAGUGUGUGUUUUGUGUUCGGUGUUAACCCGUUCCCCUUACUCUAAAUGCGGUGUAAAUGCUGGUUACCUUUCUUUUUAUUUUACCCUUCAGGUUAAUAGCCUAUUGUACCGUAAACGUAUUCGCUAUGGCAGUUUGUACAAUGCAACAAGUGUUACAAGUGGUUGCUCAUGACGAUAGAUUACAUCAAUCUGUCAAUUACAUAAUGCAUAAGAAACAUGUUUUGUUUCAUUAAUAUUUGUGCUUGUUAGGCUUACGGUUGUUGUAUGUAGUAGGAUCAUUUCAUGCAGAAGUGAAAAACCUCUGCAGAUUCUUCCAGCUCCAUAGCACAAUUUGGCUUCAUCCCAUCAUUGUUUAUUUCAAAUCAUACAGAAAAUUAUUCUACAACAACUAUUGUCUGCUUCUUAGAAUAACCUGAUCUGAAUAUUCGCCACCCUUAUUUAUUUGCAAAUUUAUUUAGCACUCAAGUGAUUUUUAAUGUUAUGACUUGUCAAGUAGGUCAAGUUUGGUUUUACAUCACUGGAAAGUUUUUUUUCUUUUUAUAUAUCUUUAUGUGUAUUUGUAUAUCUGGAUGUUGCAAAGUGCCUUCCUUUUACUGAUUGUUGAACAGCGACGGGUUGGAAAUUCAGUCAUUUAAAGGACCUAUCUUAUAAUAACCAUGUGCAAACCCAGCUGCAUUGACACUUUUGUAUAAAGACAUGCACAUAGAAACGUGUACAUUUGUUUGUUUGGUAUUCUAUUUUAUGUUUUCAGACAAAAAAUGUUGUUUCUCUGUAAUUCGUGUCACAACCUUCAGCGGUUUUUGAACAUUUGGAUAUAAGCAUACUUUUCUAUUGAUGUUUGUUUUUGUACACUGUUUUUGUGUCUCUGUAUAUUUGGUACAGAGAUGGGUAUACAAUAAAAUUGUA